Dendronephthya gigantea is the source of this 1650-nucleotide messenger RNA. RefSeq lists its product as uncharacterized. The transcript has 4 exons. NCBI's taxonomy places the organism in Eukaryota, Metazoa, Cnidaria, Anthozoa, Malacalcyonacea, Nephtheidae. The record is from RefSeq and is a predicted model, not a curated record. Bases 61 to 1296 code for a protein of 411 amino acids.
ACAGGUCUUUUCAUUCGACCGUUUUAUCUUCUUAGCCAUAACGAUUCGUUGUAGUAAAACAUGGCUGCUUCUUCUAAAAUAGUUUUUGCUUUGCUGGCUAUACUAUUAUUAUGCAAAUACGUGGUGAGCGAAAAAGAUUUUGAAAACUUUUUUCGAAGGAGGCACAUUCAAGUGCAUCACAGAGAACGAAGAGCGGUCACAGCAGCACAAAAUGCAAAAGAUAAAGAGACCAACAAGCUAGUUUUCACUGCGCUUUAUGGAGGACUAGGUCAGGGAAUACAAUCAUCCACAAAUUUCGACUACGCGAACGGCCUGGAUCCGAAGAUACAAAGUGCCGGUGGGUAUGGAUUACCUCCGGGGAUUUACUCCUACGCUUUUGACCCAAAGACAGGAAUGCCCUUCAUGUGUGAUCCGACGAAAACGCCUCCUGGGGGUGGUAAGAGUCAAGCUGCUGGAGUGGCCGCCAUCAAUCCACCCACAGCCAGGAAGCCUACGGGAGAUGAACCAGUGGCAAAUGCACCCGCGGGGAACGAAUUCUCGGCAAGUGCACCCUCUCCGGACAUCCAUCCUUCUGCAAAUACGAAUACAAAUAAGGUUAUAGCCGUAAAUCCUCCUACGAGUACCACGGAGGGUAAUAAUGCAGUACCGGAACAUAGACUCUCGCCGAUAGAAAAUACGAAACCCUCUCGUACGGUUCAAAACUAUAACGCCAUCGCAUCGGCCACAAAACCGACUCAAAUUCACGUGAACAAAAAAACAAAUCCGACCUUGGGGGAUGAUAUAAUGGCGCCGACCAAGAAGCGAAAUAAUUACCUGGUUGCAACGCCUGUCAAAGACAGAUUUAGGCCAGCGGCGUCCUCCAAAGACAUUCAUGUUAAGUUGGGCUCCCCUCUUCUAAUCCCCGCACCAAAGACAAACGCACAGUCCAGUAAACAAAGCAAGGUGAACAAUCAGAGGAUCACGCCUUUGAUCGACAACUACAAUCGAAAAAUGCAGCACGUUGUAAGAGUAUUGAAGGCAAAACGGUCAAAUCUUCUGAAGAAAUACAUUCAAAGAAAAGACGCAGUAAAAAAGAAUGAAAUAAAAAUCAAGUUGCCGGAGAUACCUCCAUGUCCUGAUAUGAAAAACUACCAUUGGCCUUGGAAUUGCUUAGAAAAAGGCAACACCGUAAGAAAGGAUUGUAUUCAGGGUUAUGGAGGAACAUUCUCAUUCGAAGGAGCAACAUACCCGUACGAGGAUUAUGCACACAUGUACGAUUACAAUACGGAUGAUAACGGGAAUUAUCCAGUAGAGUAAUACAGAAUGAAAUGACUUUGAUAUAGACCUAUACAUCCCUCAUAGAAAGGCCUUCACACGUACUUGAGAUAGUACGUGUUUAGUACAUGGCAAUAUGAAAAGCUUUGUUUCAUAUAAACAAGAAUAGAAGUGAUAUAUAGAAGGCGUACCCAUAUACCUAAAAAAACAACCCAACAAGCUAUGACUCAUAUUAAUCGAAAAUAUAUAUAUUUGAAUUGUAAUAUAUUCGUAAUAUAGUCUAGAAGAUAGCUUCUCUUCGGUAUGUUAAGAGGAAAUAAUUUGCUACGCCAUCUUUUCACAAGAAAAUCUAAUUUUCUACGUAAAAUCCCUUUAAAAUACAUCAUCAUUUUUAAA